This is a messenger RNA of Spizellomyces punctatus DAOM BR117, 1735 nucleotides long. RefSeq lists its product as uncharacterized. The record is from RefSeq and is a predicted model, not a curated record. NCBI's taxonomy places the organism in Eukaryota, Fungi, Chytridiomycota, Chytridiomycetes, Spizellomycetales, Spizellomycetaceae. Bases 17 to 1669 code for a protein of 550 amino acids. The transcript is spliced from 4 exons.
AUUCCUUCUACAAGCCAUGCCGGGUCACCAUAUUGAACUGCCUCCUGGAUAUGGCUCAGUUCGUGACUAUAUUGACGGUCUCGUAGCAUUUUUGCAGUCGUAUCAGCAUUUGUGGCAGUUUCAUGCUGUUGACUUCUUCACAAACGAUUAUUGGUCUUCGGGCCAUUUUCCGAAAGAAUGGCAUUUGUUGAAGGAAGAUGCUAGUGUAACCUAUGACCAUCUACUAGCUCUAGCCGCCAACGGCACAGUGAAGGAAGACUGGCCAGAGUCUUUAAAGGAAUUUGUUGCGUUGUCGAAAUCAAUAGCGCUACCUCGAGAUCCGAGCCGUGAGCCUAUCGCCAAGGAAUUGGAGCGAACAGUGGCAUACUUAGACAAUAAGGUUACUUACGGCAUGACACCAAAAAAGAAACACGAGGUGCAGCUCCUCGCCCAUCUCAUUAAUAACCUGGCUGUUGAAUCGAAAUCAUCGUGUAUAAUGGAUCUUGGCGCUGGACAAGGAUACCUUGAUGCAGUACUAGCAUAUACUUAUUGCCAUACUGUCAUCGGUGUCGACGAUGAUGAAAUACAAACAUGCGGAGCAAAACGGCGAUCUGGAAUGAUAGAGAAGAUCUUCUCAAAGCCCAAGAACAAAGAUAAAGCUAUCGGCAAGGUUUAUCAUGUGAAUCGAAGGGUAACGGCUGAGGAGAAGUUCAAUGAACUACUAAGCGAGGUCAAAAGUCAAGCGGGGGUAGCAGAAGAGGAAAGAGUAAUAGAGGAAGAAUCUAAAAGAUGGCUACUCUGCGGUUUACAUGCUUGUGGAGACCUCUCAGCCGCUCUGGUACGACACUUCUUGAUGAGCGACGCGAGAGUUCUUGUUUCGGUAGGGUGCUGUUACAACCAUCUUACCGAAGAAGGGCCCGAUCCUUGUAUUCCCCCAAAAUAUCAACUGCCGGACAGCCCACCGCCUCGGCGGAGGCCAGCCCCACCCUCACCACUCUGCGAAACGGGUGAAAGAGGACUAAUUGUAACGCACAGUGCUGGAUUUCCGUUAAGCAAGUACGUUUGGUCACAGGGCGUCUCACUAGGAUUCACCGCACGGAUGUUGGCAUGUCAGGCAACUUGUCGAUGGACUCAGCAGGGAGACGCAGCAAAAGAAAGUUUUUCAAGACAUUUUUAUCGCGCACUUUUACAGCUGAUCAUCCUAGAGAAGGAGCUCAUUCCAGAUCUCGACGACUCGCGAAACAUUGUGAUCGGACGGUUGGCCAGAGGAGCUUUCGGAAACGGGUUUAUUGGAUAUGCAAGACAUGCUCUACGAAAGCUAGGGAUUGAUUUGGACAAGGCGGGACUCACUGACGACGUUUUGAGAGAAUACGAGGAGAAGUACAGAGAUAGGGAGAAAGAAGUUGCAGUUGUAUGGACACUUAGGGCUAUGGUCGCAGAAGCAAUUGAGAGCUUGAUACUGGUGGAUCGUUUUUUAUCCAUUGUAGAAAUGACGGGUGAGCGCGAUGUGUAUGUCGAUGCAAAAUCGAGAAACUUAAUGGAGGCUGAGGGCGACGGGCAAAGAUACAAUGGAGAAUAUGAUAACGCGACAUGUCAAAGUCCAAUGCACUUAAGUGUCAUGUUAUUCCCACUCUUCGACCAUGUUGACUCCCCACGAAAUAUGGUACUAGUUGCUAAAAAAAUUAGAUAGACUAUUGUAAAUAGAAUUAUAUUACGCCAGAUCGGUUCCGAGCAAUGAGUGAGUGUGCAUCUUCAU